AUGGAAACUGUCGGCCAUUACUGCAAAGAAGCGCAUCGUUUUUCCAAACAGGAGGGCCCGGUGGCGCAAAGGGCUGUCCGGGCUCGCACCAAGAUUCCAUCGGCUUUAAGAAGCAUCCACGAUAGCAAGAAGCAGGAAGAAGCUCUUGAACUGGUCUGGCGCUCGGCCUACUAUCCGUACGCCCGUUCUUCCACGGAAACUGCAAAGCUGCUUUGCCCUAUAUUUUGUGGAGAACUUAGCGAAAUUGCUACUGAAUUCCCGCACUUGGCUGGUAAAUGCUUUCUUUAUUGUGGCGAUUUGCAUAGGUAUUUAUCAAGCGCUGGCUGGAUAACAGUACUUCACUAUAAGAAGGCCUUUGAUGGGAAUCCGGACUGGGGCCAGCCAUUGAAUCAAUUGGGACUGUUGGCCGAUCCGCCUGGAAAUAUUCGGUUAUUUUUCAACGCCCUUCUGGCAAAACAACGAACGAAUUUUGCUCUGGAAAAUUUGCACGUUGCGCUACGAAAAGAGCAGAAGAGUGGCCUGUCAAAACUGAGUGCUUCCAUUUUAUCGUCGAUUGUUUCGAAUAGCAGCCAUCACUCGCUGCCCAGAGAAUGCAAGGAAUUUUUGACGGAGCUGCGAGUCUCGGAAUUGAAUUUCGAGGCUCUUUUGUUGCUGCACAAUCUGACGCUGGGCUCUCUUCUAGAUGACCAGACGAUCCGCGAGUUGAUCUUAAUGCUAUCGGAUUGCUGGCAAUUCUUCUUGAACAAAGUCCAAGCUGCUUCCGCCGAUUUCCUAUUAGCGGCGCGCCAAGUUGUCAGCUUGCUCGAGGAGCAAAAGAGAGUGGUACCCAGGGCUUUGAAGGAGUCGCUGGAAAAGCUUGGAUCAGCGCUUUGCGACAACGCUAAUCUGAUCAUCGAACCGUUGGAGACGGCGUGCGAGGAGGAAGAUCUAGACGAUUCCAGCCUGCAAACACGUCUGCGCUGGGAUGACAAGGUUGCCCUGAAAACUGCCGCUCAUUUCCUGUACGACUGUGUUGAUGCUCCGGAGAUUCCGAUCAGUUUUAGCACAAUGUUCACAAUCAACGCUGGCGGGCCGAGGCAACUAUCGUUGGAAGAUCUCGGAAAGCGGAUGGCAAAGCUAAAGGCCAAUUUAGGCGACAUUGAGGAUCGUUCCUGGUUGCCCGUCUACGGCGUCCCCGACCUCUCGGUAUUCGAGGGGAAAUGCGCUACGCUGCGCCAGAUCAUGUCGCAAGAAAUGCCGAAUAUUGUCAUCCCCUACUCCAUUUUGUCGUACAUUGAUCGAAACAAGCACAAGGGCUACAAUUAUAGAAAUGCUUUAAGGCUAAUUUUGAAUGGGCAGCGCAACAGUUCGCUUCGCGUGAUCGGGACCGAUGCUCCACGCGGGGUUACGGUAGACGAGGAGUAUCUGCGGGAAGAAGUCGUGCAAACUGCGAUGUCUCUUGUGCCGAAGAACUGCGACGAUAGUGGGAAUCUCAUCACGAUUCUGACGACCAACAUCGAUGCAUAUCCGCAGAUCAAAUCGGAAGGCGACCCCAUCCCGUGUGCCACCUCCUCCUCGGCUCCAUCAUCAUCAUGCCAGAAGCGUCUCUCCCCAGCCGUCUCCAUCCACGAGAUUGAGGCGUUCCGCGAGCGCUGGAACAAAGAACUUUCCUGGCGAUCUGCCGUC
Messenger RNA from Mesorhabditis spiculigera, 1665 nucleotides. NCBI's taxonomy places the organism in Eukaryota, Metazoa, Nematoda, Chromadorea, Rhabditida, Rhabditidae. The record is from the annotation of a GenBank genome assembly.